Messenger RNA from Zygotorulaspora mrakii, 1254 nucleotides. RefSeq names its product Vcx1p (gene VCX1). Gene Ontology annotation, biological process: intracellular calcium ion homeostasis; calcium ion transmembrane transport. Gene Ontology annotation, cellular component: fungal-type vacuole membrane. Lineage: Eukaryota; Fungi; Ascomycota; Saccharomycetes; Saccharomycetales; Saccharomycetaceae. The record is from RefSeq and is a predicted model, not a curated record. The transcript has a single exon. Gene Ontology annotation, molecular function: calcium:proton antiporter activity. Bases 1 to 1254 code for a protein of 417 amino acids.
AUGGAUUCUACGCAACCUUUACUUAAUCGGAGUUUAAGCAGAGCUUCCCGCACAGGCACACUAACCACAUGGGAAUGCGCAAAGAAGGAUAUUGAAUUGAUUUUUUUAUCUUCUCCCGUUAAUGUUUUACUUUUGUUUGUGCCAUUGGGUUUGAUAUGGGGUUAUGGUCAGAUGUCUCAUACAUGGAGCUUCGUCUUUAAUUUCUUGGCGAUAGUUCCCCUUGCUGCCGUAUUGGCGAAUGCCACUGAACAGUUGGCCGACAAAGCUGGCAGUACAAUUGGCGGUCUUUUGAAUGCUACGUUUGGUAAUGCUGUUGAAUUAAUUGUCUCUGUAAUUGCGUUGAGAGAGGGUCAAGUCAGAAUUGUCCAAGCUUCAAUGUUAGGUAGUCUACUGUCAAAUCUGUUACUGGUUCUAGGAUUUUGCUUUGUCUUUGGUGGAUACAAUGGUUUACAACAGUCGUUCAAUCAAACUGCUGCCCAGACAAUGUCCUCCUUAUUGGCUAUCUCUUGUGCUUCUUUGCUAAUUCCUGCCGCCUUCAGAGCAACCAUUCCCCACAGCAAGGAAGAUUGGGUUAUUGAAGAUAAAAUUCUGGCAUUAUCAAGAUAUACCUCUAUUAUCCUUCUAAUCGUCUAUGUUUUAUUUUUGGUUUUCCAAUUGGGGAGUCAUCAUAUGAUUUUCGAACAACAAGAAGAAGAAACUGACGAAAUUAUCAGCCAAUAUUCAAGAAAGGGUUCUCAUCACGAACUAAGUAUCAAGUCGGCCUUGAUUAUUCUACUAGGUGCAACAAUUCUGGUUUCUAUUUGUGCCGAUUUCCUAGUUGGUACGAUAGAUAAUGUUGUCGCAUCCACCGGUUUAUCCAAGACCUUCAUCGGUUUGAUUAUUAUCCCAAUUGUUGGUAAUGCAGCUGAGCACGUUACAUCCGUGAUGGUUGCCAUGAAAAACAAGAUGGAUUUAGCAAUUAGCGUUGCCGUCGGCUCCUCAUUACAGAUCGCUCUUAUGGUGACACCUUUCAUGGUGUUAGUUGGCUGGGUGAUUGAUGUGCCAAUGACCCUGAACUUCUCUACUUUCGAAACCACAACUUUAUUCAUCUCUAUCUUCUUGUCGAAUUACUUGAUUUUAGACGGUGAAUCAAAUUGGCUAGAAGGUGUUAUGGCACUAGCCAUGUAUAUUCUAAUUGCCAUGGCCUUCUUCUUCUACCCCGAUGAACCAAUGCCUUCUCAGGUGGCUGAACAAGUGAUUAAAUCAGUAUUGUGA